Molecule: messenger RNA, 1437 nt
Organism: Penicillium pulvis
Lineage: Eukaryota; Fungi; Ascomycota; Eurotiomycetes; Eurotiales; Aspergillaceae
Product: putative Golgi transport complex component Cog5
Exons: 1
Coding region: 1-1437 (478 amino acids)
Biological process (GO): intra-Golgi vesicle-mediated transport
Cellular component (GO): COG complex
Source: RefSeq, a predicted model, not a curated record
AUGUCGGAAGGAGAGCCCUCCUACAUCGACUAUGAGGCCUUUUUAGACCCUGAGUUCUCGCCGGCCGGAUUCGCCAACUCACUAGUGCUGAGCACCAACAAUGCAACAGAUACACCCCUAGAUCUCUCAACACCACUCUCACGGGUCCUCUUUGAUCUACAGGAAAUCGACACUCACAUUCAUGGAUUAACAACAAAGUCAGCACUAUCACUUCUAUCCCACACACAAGACCAAACCGCUGCCGCGGAGCAUAUCCUGCAGGAAACCGGGACACAGAUCACAUCAGUCACCCAGGGAUAUGAGCGGUUGGAAAAGGAAGUCCUACAGAAAUGGCAGGCUGCGGACGAGGCUCGAAUUGCAGCAGAAAAUUCAUUGGCUACUGUCCGGCUAGCACGUGCCGUCGCACGUUGUUUGGGACUUGGUCGUCAGCUCGAGAGUCAAGUGGCAGAGUUAACUGGGCGUACAACUGCCCCGGCAAUAGGCGCCGACGGAGCUACCACAUCGACAGGCAAAGAAGGAUUCCGAGCGUUGGAACGCGCAGCGAUUACCAUCUUGCAUCUUCGUCAAAUGUUCUCAGCAAGCUCGGAGGAAGAUGAAGGUUAUGGCUUAGACCGGGUGAAAGUCACUCGAACUCUGCGCAAUGAGUUUGUAAUUCCUGCAGAGAACAUGGUCAAGGCAAGGGCGCAGCAAACCAUCAAUCGAUUCUCAUUAUCGAGUCCCAUGACCACCAGUGGUCAAUCAUCGGUGCCUUCAAGCUACAAACAGGCUCGCGAAGCCCGAUCGCGCUUGGCUACUGCUGCAGCCACUUUAUACCUCCUGUCACCUAUCCCGAAGGGCGUUGUCACGACAUCUGACUAUAAGCCUGAACUACUUCUUUCUACCUUGCAAGGGUAUAUGCAGACGUCCAUCAUCACAUCUGCUAACGGCCUCGCGAAGGCACUGUCCCAACUCCCCACAAUGGAUCGUGCCUUGGCCGACAUCUCCACGCGAUGUCAGGAUAUCGUUGGCCUGGAGUCCAUCUUGCGAAAUAUUCGACCGCCAUCUCAUCCCCUCCUCUCAUCCACAGCCAAUGAUGAUCAGCCUGCCCCGGAAACAGAAACAGUAGGCUCAACCCAGGCCAACCUCCUCCAGCCCCUCCUUCAGGCUCUCGAUACCGCAUCCCUGCCGUCAUAUUUCUGGCGAUCGCUCGCUUCCUCCCUCACGUCCCGCGUGCAGGAAAUCAUCAACCGAGGGGGCGUGUCUGCACGCACCCUGCGAUCCAACCGAGAUCGACUCAAGGCAGAAAUCAAAGAUUGUGUGAUGCGUGCUUCCCAAGUCUCUGCCACCAACCUCCUGGCCGAAAAGGGUCGAUCCGGAAUGGACACGGUGGUGGUUGGAAAUUGGGAACGAGAAGCCACCGUGAUGGUGAGCGCUGUCAUCGGUCCCUUAAGCCGAUAA